Molecule: messenger RNA, 9067 nt
Organism: Acanthoscelides obtectus
Lineage: Eukaryota; Metazoa; Arthropoda; Insecta; Coleoptera; Chrysomelidae
Source: the annotation of a GenBank genome assembly
GUGAAAUGUGACAAGUGUCGAAUGUCGAAUGCUCAGGGGAAAAUUUGAUAGGAUAUACGAUGCUUGUGCUUGUGUGUGUUGUACAGACCAUGUACAAACGGUUUUUUUGAUUUCCAGAAAUAGAUUUGAAAAGAAAAAAGACAUUUUCCUUGCAUGAUUAUAGCAGUAAAAUUAUCUGUAGUUUGGAAUAAGCAUGGACGAAACCGAUGACAAUAAUGCAGAGAAUGGAACAAAUAAGAUAUUACCUGUUGAAGAAAAGGACAAGGAGUCCGAAGAUUCACUUUCACUCUCCUUAACUCCGCCGCUCUUAGAAGAACAUAAACAAAAAAAUGUAAUGGAAGCUCAAGACUCAAUUUCCGAGCAUCUAAACUCUCAUAGUAACAGUGUAGAAAAUGACCGUUCGUGUCAUGAGAUUGAAAUAUCUGACCAAUCCAAUGUAAUGCUUAAUUUACCAACAGAAAAAAACACUUGUGCACCACAAGACAUACCUCUAGAUAUCAGUAUUUUAAGUGAUAGUAGCAUAAUCAGCUUAAAUUUCUUAGAACGCAUAAGAAAUUUAGAUAUUGGUGAUGAAGGUAAAGCUGUCUUGGAGGAAGUACUGAGUAGUGAAUCUUUAAAGUAUAGAAAAGAUGUAACAGAUUCUAGAGAAGGAAGUCUGGAUAUUUUUGCUAAUGUUGAUUUAGAUGACCCAAGCUUGUCUAACACUAAAAUAAGUGAUACUGGAGGUAAAAAAGAGAUACAGGGUUCUCAUGUUCCAAAUCAAGCUUUGAAUAACCCUGAAGAACCAAAGUUACUUACUGCAUUAUCAACUGAAUUAGAUUCAUAUAAGGAGUGUAGCAAUACAAACACAGGAAGUUUGUCAACCACAGAGUACAAACAACUCCAUGAAGAAUGCCAUAAUAAGCUUUUAGAAUAUGACAGUGCUCUUGUAUACAAAAAUGACCUGAUUGCACAAUUGACUGAAUCAUUGGACCAGUCAGUUGCAGAGAGGAAAGAGCUUCUAAACCAAAUUUAUAUUUUUAAAGAGGAAAUUGCAUCUCUUAAAAAUCAGGUACAAGAAGCUACACAGAUGGUUGCCCAACAUAAAUGUACAUCUGAAAAUUCCAGACAAGAAAGUAUUCAGCAAUCUAGUGCUGAUGAUAAUAUUAAGAUUGUCAGCAAUACUGAUAUAGAGAAAGAAUUUGCAAGCUUAGAAGAUUGUAUCAAAGAGGAUAAACUGGCAACAUUCGAGAAUCUUAAGCAAAACAUGUUGAGCUACAUGAGUGAGAACAGUGAAAAAAACAAACAAAAAUUUGAGGCUCAAUUGAAGGUCAUAAAGGAAGAAAAACAACUUGAAAAAGAAGAAUAUGAGUGUGAAAUUUCGAAAUUAAGAGACUUGAUAGCAAAUAUAAAGUGUGGCUCCACAGAAAUAAUGGAAAUAAAACAUGAAUUGGAAGCACUACAUUCAAAAGAACUGGAAGAAUUGAGAACAUAUUUUGAGAAAAAGUGUGCAGAACUUGAGAAAAAUUAUUCAGAAGAGGUAUUUAGCCAACAAAGCAGAAAAAUGUCAGGAUCAACAUGUUCAGAAGCUGAGUUGAACUCUGAUGUACUGUUCUCUAAUACGCCUGGUCCGUGUGGUGACACCAGCUAUAACAUUCAACUAAAUCUCACCAAAAAGGAUGUAGUGAAUUUAAGAAAUGAGCUCAGUAGCCUGUUAGAGAGGAUUGCAAAAUAUCAGUUGGAUAACAUAUCAGAUGAUGAUAUGGAAAAGUUGAAAUCGGAGAUUUUAUCAUCCAACAUGGGCAUUCUGCUGAAAUAUGAUUUAGGAGUGAUACGGAGUGACCUUCAAAACAAGUACCAUGCUGAGCUAGAGGUAUUAAGGGAGGACCAUGAAAAUAAGGUCGAUAUGUUGAGGUUGAAACAUGAGGAUAAAUUACGAACUCUAGAGAAUAAAUAUUUAGAGGAGAUUAAUGAUUUGAGAAUUCAGUUAGAGGAGAUUACUAGGCAAAAUAUGAAUAGCAGUUCUGCUGUUCAGGAGGUAGGUAGCUCUGGUGAAUUUGAAAUCAAUGAAGUGGUGCAGAGCUAUGAAAGGCGCUUACAGGAACAAGUUACUCUCGCGAAAAUUGAUAUCAUUUCUGCCCUUGAGAGCCAAAUACAGCGGUUGGCAUCUAGUGAAUAUUAUGAUGAAGAAUGGCCUACAGAACUUCUCCAGCUACGGAACAAAUUCACUGAAAAAUACGAAGCCCAAAUAGCAGCUAUGCAACUCGAACACGAGGAGGAUAUCAAGAGACUAAGAGAUGAGCAUGUUAAAGUCUUGAAUGGGGCACUAGAGAGGGCUAGAAGAAGAAGUUUGAGAGAUAUUGACUCUCUGACUAAGGGUGACUUGGAACUGCUUAGAGAAAGGGACACUCUCAAAAAGCAGGUGUCAUCGCUGAGAAACCUUCUAGGGGAACUCCUGAAGUACUUUACAGAAUGUGAAGAUGAGCUGAAUAACACUUUAGUAGAUGAAUUGUUAAAACAAGGUUUUGAGAAAAAUCUCACACAAAUAGAGGACGAGUUGAAUACUAGUACUAACAGUUCUAGUAGAACCGAUACCUCUGGAAAUGUUACCAGAGUACAUUUGACUCCUAAUUUCAAUGAGCUACUCACUCUAAUCGAAAGCAGUUCACAAGGGGAUUCAAAGGAUAUAUCAAUGGACCUUAAGAAUGAGCUUGAAUGUUGCUUAGAGAAACUGAAGCAAGAAGCGAAUGCUAUUCUAACUUUAACUUCAAACAUUACCAAACAGCAGGCUAAUCAUAUUGUUAAAGAUGCUGGAAAAACCAGUGUUCCAGAAGAACAGGUAUCAUCUUUGACCAGGCAGCUAAUAAGUGAAACCCAAGCCAAAGAAAAGCUUAAAGAACAGCUGGAAGAAACCAGAAGGUAUGUCGAGUUGCUUGAAAAAGAAAAGGAGACCUUAGAACUGGAACUAGACAGAGUGAUUGCAAGCAAAAACAUGCUGGAAGGUGAUCUGGUACAAACCAGAAACAAAUUGGCAGAGCUGAUCGAAAAUGGACGAAAAGAAAUUAUCUCUGAAGGUUAUGGCGAAGAAGGUGCCGCCUUGAGAAGCUUAGGCGAUGCAAUGGCAACACUUGGCGAGUUGCAAGACAAAGCUAGAAGCUUGCUGGCUGGAUCGAGAGCCACUGCAGAUCCAGCUUUGCUGCAGUUGAUGGAAGGAUUGUGUGAAGUCGGGGAGCGGAUCAAAGAGGAGUCCAAGAAAGACAGGGAUGAUUUGAUCCUACAAGUUAAAGAAAUGUUACUAUCCAGUAGUACAGGUGAAAAGAUAGAAGCAGCUGACAAGAAAUACAAGACUACUCAAAAGUUUCUUGAAGACCAGGCGAUUGAGCGAGAGCAGGAACGAGACGAAGCUCAGAAGAAGAUAGAGAUGCUGAUGGAGCAGUUGAAGGAAAAAGAAAGGGACAAAAUGAAUUACGAGAGGGUUAUUUCGGAGAUAAAUGGUUGCAACUGUAAAGGCACUACACGCAAGGCAAUACAAAAGGUUGAAAGACUCGAAACGCAGUACCAAGAAUUAACAGCAGCACUUACUGAACAAGUACAGAAAUAUAAAGAACUGGAAGUUGAAAGAAAUGAAGCCGUUGAAAAAAUAAAAAUACUUAGAGAAAUAAUACGAGAACUUGAGAAUCAGACUGAAAAUAAGACCAAAGAGAUACAAGACUUAGUGCAGACUGUAAAAAGAUUAGAGGAGCUUUUGGAUCAACACGAUAAUUCAAGUGAAGGGAAGAAAGACACGAGUUACGAAACUGAAGCCGCUGAAAACGAGCUAAGAAGACACAUUGAAUAUCUGGAAAAUGAAUUGCAGCAACUUCGAAUUUACGCUGAACUGGCUGGCAGUGAAGGAGCCUUGCAAAAGAUUAGAACGGAGUUACACGAAUUGGAUGUUCAGCUAGACAGAAAGACCAAAGACUUGGAGGUUCUACAUUCCACGGACAACUUGACUUGCAGUUCACCGUCCGAAGAUAUCUCUGCUAGAGAUAUACCAAGAUCAAAAAGUCCAAUAAAAAUGGAUGACUGUGAGGUACCACUGCAACAGCUGGCAAGACUCAAAGAAAAAUUGAUAAGACAUUCUAGAGCUGAAGAUGCAGCUAUUAAGAGAAUAAGGGAUCUAGAGAUGCAAGUUUAUAGCCUUAAACAUGAUUUAGAGGAAGCAACCAAUGAAAAAGACUACAUGAAAAAGCAAAUUCAAGAGCAGCUAGUCCUUAUCUCCGACUUCCAAAUUCGAUUGGAUGAACAAAGAAUUAGAGCCGAACAUAUUGAAAAACAAACAAAUACGUCACUAGAAACGAAGAUUUAUGACUUGCAAAAUGAUAUUGUUGCGCUAAGGGAGAAACUGCAAAAUAAAGAUAAAUUAUUGAACAGUCAACAGACGUUGCUGACAGAGACCCAGGAACGAGUUAAAGCUCUCGAGGCAGAAAUCGAAUCCCAAAAGGAUGACGAAAUCAUUGUACAAAUGCAGAGGGAACUGGAAAUGCUCAGAGUUGAAAAUGCUCAAAUGAAAGACAGAAUAAACAAAGAAGCACAGAUGGUACCGAAUCUGGUAGGAAACAUAAUAUCAGACAAAAACACCGACAUCGAAAAUCUCAAAGAAAAGCUUAGCGAAACUGAGAAGCUUCUACAGUCAUAUACAUCUUUGAAUCUAGAUCCGAACGAGCUCAAAGCAUUAUCUAAUAUGAAAAAUAACGGUACGACUCUAGAACAAAUUAUCAGUUUCCUAGAUAUGUCUCAUCCAGAACAAGUAAGAAGGCUGGACCUACGACAAGACAGUUUGAAUUCUUCCAACAUCCUACCGCAUAGGAAACAAGGCGACGUCACUCCAGAACCUGAAAUAUCGGCAAUUGCACCUUUCAGUUUGGGACACUGUAAAAAUUCUACGGAAGUCAAUAGUAAAAAAGUUCACUUCGAGGAUUCUGAAAGUGAAAAGAAGAAUAACACUGAUAAUCUGAAACAGCAGCUUGAAGAAAAAGACAAAGUGAUAAAAGAAUAUGAAGACAGAUUGAAAAUGCUCCUGAAUUUAGAACAGAAGAUAGAGAAUUUGCAAAAAGCUUUAGAAGAAACUGAAAAGGCACUUGCUAAUGCUACACAAACCUUUGAGAAGGAGCAGAAAGAGCUGCUGGAUAGAGAAAAGGAUCUUGGUGUUGAGAUUGCUGCAAAGAAGUUGAAAAUAGAGGAACUACAGAAAAAGGUGGACGUUCUGGAAAUGGAUUCUAACAGGAAAGAUGAGAUGUGUUUGAAGCUAUCAAAGGAGAAGAAAGAAUUAGAAAAUGCACUUAACUCAUUGAAGAGGAACAGCUAUAACAGCGUAGAUACAGUUAUCAACGAAAAGAACAAAGAAAUCGAUAACUUGAAGUUUGAGUUCGCUAAUGUGGAGAGACUGUUUCAAAAAGAACUGGAAAACAAAGAUGUGGAACUGCUUUCCUUGCAUUCUCAACUGGAGGAUCUUCAGUUCAGAGUCGAAAAGUUGCGCGAAGCGAACAAGUGCUUGGAAGAAACGCUUAAUAUAAGUAAUAGUGACAAGGCUAAGUUGACCAAAGAACUGGAAAAUAAUGCCAAGCAAAUUGAGAAACUAAGCUCAGACAAUGAUACUUUCAGAGAGAAGUUGAACAGGAAGAGGAAAUCGUACAGAGACCUGGAAGAUGUUUUAGACAGAAAGAAGAGACAGAUCUCGGAUCUGGAGGAAGAAGUCAAAAAGCUUCAAGAAAGAUUAGUAGAGAGGGAAGAAAACAUUAAAGUUAUUAGUGAGAGUGUCAACGGUUACAGUAACGAAAUAGCAUCGCUCAAGCAAAAUAUCGCAAUGUUGAACAACGCUGGAAGAGAAGAAAUGACAGACAAAGGGAUGAAGCUAGAGGAACUGAAGAAGGAUAAAUUACACUUAUUGGAUCUGCUCAACGAAAAAGAUAAAAUCAUCAAUCAAAUACGUGAGGAUUGUAAUCAACUCCACCUAAAUCUAACGACGAUAAAGAAUAAACUAAAGGAACCUGGUACUUUGGUUGAUCUGGGAAAUAGGUUGAGAGAUGAGCAAAGGAAAAAUGCAGAAUUAUUGCAACAGAUACACGAGCUUAAGGCUCAGUUGAUGAAUUAUAAGACUGAUAUAAACACAGUUGAUGAAAUAACAGACCAAUUGAAACGACAGUUAGACUACGCAGCUGAAAUAGACUCGAACAUUAUUUCCGCUGUCAGUGACCAGAGCCUAAGUUCUAUAUCGGAAACUCAAGAUGUAGAGCUAUAUAAAAAGGCGUUGAGUAAAGAAAAAACAUUCAAGAAAAAUUUGAUGGCACAGGUUAAUAAACUGCAGUCUCAGUUGACUGAGUUACAAGCUGACCUCGAUAAAGAAAAGGUAAUUUCUCAGCAAAUUCAAAUUGAGGACGCAAAACUUAUAGAGCAAUUGAGGAUUCAGUUGGACGUUGCUUUGGAUAGCGGAGAAGAUUACAAGAAAGAGUUAGAAGGAAAGAAAGAAAUGCUGUUAAAUCUAGAAAAUGAAAUAGAGAUAUUAAAGAAGAAACUCAGCAGCUGCUCAAACUCAAAAUCCGAAUCCACAGAAUACAAGCAACUGCCCUCGAAAGAAGCACUGGAUUUGUGUCAAUUGAAGAAAGAAUUUGGAUGUUUGGAAGAUGAGAGAAAUGAAUUGAUGGUUGAGAUAGCAGCAUUGAAGCAGGCGAAGCUGGAAGCCGAAAAUGACCUGAAGCACACGAAGGAUAUGUUGAAUAUGGAAGUUUUGAGAUGUCAGACUUUGGAAGAGAAGAUUAGUGAACAUUUGAAGAAAGAGUCGGAACUUAGAGAUACAAUCAUCUUGAAAGAUAUGCAGAUAGAAACAUUGACAGUACAUCGUUUUUGUCGUCGUUUAUUGUCAGCAAAAGCAACUUGACCUCAACCCGAUUUCGACUUGUAGAUGUAACUGUGACAUAGAUCGUAUCUUAAAAAAAUCAUUCAUAAUCCGAUAAAUGCUCUUCUCCAUCACGUUUCUGUGUUAUCUCAAUGUGGACCUUACACGAGAGCUAAAGUUGAUACAAGAAUUUCAGUAGCGUACGAUCAUCAGUUUUUGGUAAAUAAAAAAAUAACGCAUAUGCUAAUUGUUUGAUCUGGCUGUAUUGUAUUUGCGAAAUAUAUUACUUGUGCGCUUUUAGUACAUAGUACAUAGUACUUAGUGACUUUUCACAACUUCGAAACUAGACGAAAUCUGGUUGAAGUUGCGUUGCCGUCGGCUUGCUUCUGGUGAGAGUGCCUUAGUCUAUUUUGACAUGUUACUGAAACGCUUUCCAGUAUGAAAUGGAAAGAGAUAAGACAAACCUAACCAAGCAAAAGACUGAGCUGAUAGAAUUAUUGAAAUCCCGUCCAUCACUUGGGCCUUCUCCUCCCUUGGAGGCCAACUCAAGCGCUCCAAUUUCUGACGAAUUGCUCAACAAAAUCAAAGAAUUAAAUAGGGCCUUAUUAGAUAACAGAAAGCUGAUGGAGCACAUCCAAAAACUGAGUGAGGAAAAAAGAGCUUUGGAAAGGGAACUUGAAGUAUUGAAACAUACUAGGGGAGAUAAUCAACCACUCGAUGACUUGGUUGCGAGGUGUGACUAUCUGUUUGGAAAAACGCUUAAGCUGGAAAGCACGAAGAAAGCGUUGAUAUGGCAAAAACGAUACCUGAGUGACUAUAUGUUAAGUCAUCAGAAACACUGUUUGCUGAGUAAUGAGAACGGUAAAGUUGCAGCAUGUAGGAAUGAGUUUUUCAAGAGGUUAUCACCUAAGCAAAGAUUCAGAUCUGUGGUGCUAGCCGUCACCUCAAUCCAUCGUAUGACGUUCCUGGUGAAGCGCUGGAGUAGCGGCGCGCGCAUAGUAAGCAAAAUCAAUUCGAGGCACUACAAGCACCUGCUGCAACCUACAGCGGUGACGUCGACGACUGGUGCCCCUAACCGGGGAUUCGGCUUUCAGGUGGGGCAGCCGGUGUCCAGUCAGCUAUUCUCCGCCACACCUACCAGAACCACCAAUCCGUUCGUUGCUAGAAGUGAAGCUACUGGUGAUAUGCAGGAGAGGAUUAUAUCGCCUGCACCCAGCGCGGCUGGUGGUACUAGAAAUGAGAGCUUGCCGUGGUUUGGAAAUAGCCCGCCGUCCAAGGAAGAUAGGGGAGUGAUAAGAAUAGGGUCUUCAGCCUUCACUAGGGCAGACAUGAAUCCACUGAGAGCACCAACGUUAAUCGCAGAGUUUGCAGGAAGGAUAGAUCAAAUUCAGGAAAAGCUUGGGUUAGCGUUGGAUAGUAGUAACACAUAGGUUGUAGGUAUUAACGCAGAACCCAUAAGUAUCGGCAUAUAUGACAAAUAUUUAAAUUAAUGAGAUAACCUUUAAGUUUUAGUUAUGUUUAUUUUAUAUUAAUGACCAAACUAGUCAUUACUUUAUAUUGAUUACCGAUCCUUUUAUUUAUGUUAAAGGUAUUGAGUAUUACCAUUGAUCCAACCAUUAACAAAAUACUAUUUUUUUCUGUGACAGGAAAAAAGUUUAACAUAUCUCUGUUGACAGGUAACAAAAUGUCACUUUUUAUGAAAUUACUUUUUUCCCCGGAAAAAAUACUACUUUUUUCCCAGAUAUUGUAUGAAUGAUUUAGCUGGCAAUAAUUUUUGUGACGCUACUUUGUCUACUUCUACUAAUUCCGGUGGAGUCAAAGAAAACUCGGAAUCAGACAUUUUUCAUUUUAUAGUAUUAAAAAUAACUUCUAAACAACCACUAAGUUCACACCUUUUAAAUCAAAUCACAAAAUUAAAUUGACAGCUAUUUGGUUAUUUUCAAAGUUUCCUUAGCAACGCAGGUCUAAUUGUCUCUAUAGGUUCAAUAUUAAAUCGUGCAUUAUACACGGGAAAAAUACUAGAUUUUAGCUUCUAGUAAUUGUUUUCCCUUGUAGAAUAAAUAACAUUAUUCAUACAUUUCACAUCAUUGAUAUUUUAAGUUACCACUGUAGAAAUGUGUGCCUUCACGCCAAAGUGCCAUUUAAGUUUUGCUCUACCUAAGAUAUAGUAUUUUUUAUACUGUUAUAAUAAAGCACUGAAUUUUGUAGUUCAUA